AUGCAAGUCAUCAAGUCGCUCCUCGCCAUCCAGGCUCUUCUCUUGGCUCCUGCCGCCCUCGCUGAGAAUAUCGGCGAAUGGUGCGACCACAACGUCGCCAAGGAGUACACCACCUGCGACAACGCAAAGACCAACAUCAUUUACUGCGACGGACGUAAUUCGCAGUGGACUUUGGCCUACACUUGCGGUGGCGGAUGCUGCUUCAACGCCCCUCCAUCCUGGGGCGGCGACUCCAUGGCCAAUUGCCUGUCUUUGAUCUCAUCCGUCCUCGUGUCGAUCGCCUCUGCCAGCGUCCUCACUACGAAUGGCUCAGUUAACGCAUCUGAGGCGUUCGAGUCGUUGUAUCCGAGAAACAACCCCAGCAGCAAGAUUGACGAUCUCUUCGAGUUGGGUAACAGCUGCAAGGACAAGGUUCAGGUCCUUCAAGGUUGGCUUGACGAGAUUAAAAAGAUGCAUUCUCAAUUCGAAGCUGCGGCCCGCGAAGCAUCAGGGAUACCACCCUACGCGGUGACCUUCAGUACAUUUUUCGGUACAAUGCCGCUGAGAGGUAUGGAGAAGGACCUCGACACCAUGAAUCUGGUGAAACAACGAAUCGCGGGCGUUACGCAGUUUCUGAACGGCGGAGGUCUCAGGAAGGCGAGCCGGCCGGGUAAGCCGCUGCUGCUUUGCUCAGACAGCGAGCUUGAGCUUCAGGAUCCAGACGGCGCCGUACGAGACGACAAGGGCGAGUACAUCGUCGCCGAGAGAGACCCAAACACCAACGAGCCUACUGCCCACUUGGGCUUUUACACCGUAUUUCCAAACAUGAAUUGGGACCAUCAGCAUGUCUUUUGGUGCGAUGUCUUCAAAGGUUACGUCUUUGCGGGCCGCGACAAGCUCUGCUCCGGCUCGCUCCAUGGCUGCGUGGCACCAAAGACUCCAGAUGCCCCGCAAGGGCUACACGGUGUCGAUCCCUUCACCCUCGGUACGGCUAGUAGGCUUCUUUUACUUUGUCCCUUGGCAUUUGAUGAAGCUCGGCCGAUUUCUGAAGACGGAAAGAGUGUCAGGCCUCAUUCGUUUCCCUCCCUGGCGGACGCCGUGGACCCGGACAACUACCCCGAAGGAGACCUGUCCCAGCAAAAAUACCAGCUCGACUGGAUGCUGCCCAGAUCGGCAACACUUUAUCAUGAGAUCUACCAUCUGACAGACGAAGACGACACGGUCGAUGCUAGCUGUAAGUGUGAAGUCGAAGAAAACCCCCCUGUUUGA
Messenger RNA from Cordyceps fumosorosea ARSEF 2679, 1248 nucleotides. RefSeq lists its product as hypothetical. Lineage: Eukaryota; Fungi; Ascomycota; Sordariomycetes; Hypocreales; Cordycipitaceae. The record is from RefSeq and is a predicted model, not a curated record. Bases 1 to 1248 code for a protein of 415 amino acids. The transcript has 3 exons.